AUCACCAUCUCUGCUAUAUCCCAUGAGUCAAACAAUGUCCGAUACCAUCAUUGAAGAGGGUGACCCAUCCCCAAUGUUUACCCAAGGCUCAUUGCCCGCCGAAGACUCUCAGUUCUCCUAUGGCACUGGAGAGGACUCGUCUGCUGCACCCCUUUCUCCGCAAUAUGGCACCUAUACUUACAAGCCUGGAUCGCCCCACGGAUCCCUGGACUCUGUCACACUGGAGGGACAGGCAAAGAAGGAAGUUGUCGUGCGUUCGGAGUUGCUUAUCAAAGAUGCUGCGGCCAACGUGAACAAUUCCGAGGCACUGUUGGCAGCUUCAAAAGCAUUGUUUGAGGCUUUCAAGGAAAGCGCCUAUGAAGCGAAGCGCCAGAGGGAGACAAACAGGCAGAUGUCCGAGGCUAUCAAGGAAAGCGCUUAUGAAGCAGAGCGCCAGAGGGAGAAGCUGGAUGUGCUUUUAUCAGAAUUGGAUACGGUGAAACUUCAUGUCGAGCAUCCCCAGGCUUUCAUGGAUAUCCAAAACCUCCGUAAUGUUUCUGACACGCCUCGUGAUCUGCUUGCUCAAGGCUUUAGGGCGAUCUGGGGACCUCGUGUUUAUCCGUCUAGUUGCUUCUAUCCUGAUCGCAUGGGCCGCGAGAGCAAGACGUGCCACUUCGCUCCCUUCGUCAAGGCCGUUUAUGUACAUUACGAGAGGCUGUUCAACAAACCGGCCCCCCUCAAAUUGCAUUACGAGAGCCGCAACGAGGAGACGAAAUCCAUUCGGUCCAUCAGCUCGUUGAAGCCGGAGAGGUCGGACUUCCUCAACAUUGACUUUGACAAGGUCAAGAGGGACGAGGCCUUGAAUCUUGAGAUGGUCCUAAAGAAGAAAAGUAUUGUAGUCAAGGGGAACCAGGAGGAAGCCAAUGCUACAAAACUUACAUUCUCAGAGUUCACGAGCUGCUUCCUCCAGGCUUAUGAUCGUGCAAAGGACCUGUUCAAAGUCACCAAAGAGGAAUUCGUUCCACACGAGCUUCUUCCCGAUAUGACAGUGGAAGAGCGUGGUGCUGGCCUGGAAGGCAUGAUUAGGGCCCACAAACGGUUCAUCAUAGAGUUCCGUGAAGAAGUUGCGAGGUCCGAGAAGCAAAAGGGCCCAGAUGAAGGCCAUACGCACAGGGACGGCUCCGAUACAUCCAGCAAUGAUAUGAGUAAAAGGCAUCGUCUGUUCAGCCCCUUGAAGAAAGCCUGGAAUAGACUUAAAGCGACGGAAAAGAAGAAGGAUGCAAAGACCAAGUUCAGUGAACGGACAGCAAUGCAGUUCUUGGUGGACAAGCUAAAGGCUUUCGAGGAAGCACAAGCGAGAUACGUAACGAUUGGUCGCGCUACUGCAGUCCUCCUAAACGACAACUUGCUCGAACUCUGUGUCAAUACUGAUAGAGAAUUCCGUGUGAUGAUGAAUCAAUACGUUCAUGGCGAAAAGUCCAUCAAUGCUGAUAUCAAAAAAGCCGUUAAGAACGCGAGGAACGUUCUCCCUCAGCUAAGCGCCGAAACGGUGGAGAGUUUCAAGUUGCUGUACGACAUAGGCUUCGAGACGCGCCCUGCUGAACGUUUCGAUCCGGGGAGAGACUUUGAAACCAUCAUCAACAAUGCCAGAUGGCCUAGCACUCAGCACAAGCACAAUGACUCUCGUUUCAAGGGGGCACCAAUCACAACGAGGGAUGACAGAACGACGUCAGCCCAGCCCAAUCCCAGCCGCGCGUCUUUACCAAGCUCUGGACAAUCACAGGCUAUUUCUGCAGGAAAUCGAUAUUCCCAGCCAUCUGCCCAUUUGCUGCAAACAACGCAACAGCCUGCAGGAGGAAACCAACGCCGUUCUGAGACGAUUCAAGUUUCAGCAACGUACAAUUCGCCCACCCGCGGCUCAUACGCUUCCCGAGUUGGUUUAAGCAGCAGGCCGAGUAGCAAGGCCUCGCAAGGCAGUGCGACUCGCGGUUCAAGGUAAGAAGUUCAUUUGAAUUGAUGUCUCGUUGCCUUCAUAUGAUAGUUUGCCAUGCAUGUAUCUUGAAUAUGUUUUGUUAUGCUUUGUAAACC
Molecule: messenger RNA, 2067 nt
Organism: Fomitiporia mediterranea MF3/22
Lineage: Eukaryota; Fungi; Basidiomycota; Agaricomycetes; Hymenochaetales; Hymenochaetaceae
Exons: 5
Coding region: 23-1978 (651 amino acids)
Source: RefSeq, a predicted model, not a curated record